AUGCCCGGAGAGUAUCUUGAACCAGACGUGCAUAUCAAAUGCGACAACUCCGGGACCAUUGACCUCGAUAACGUCGAGCUGAACGGCGGGUUCCUGGUCAAGACCCUCUGCUUGAGUAUAGACACCUUCAUGCGGAACAUGAUGCAUGGUAGAUCCCUCGACGCUAAACUCAAACCGUACAUCCCCAAGUAUGCGCUCGAUAAACCCAUCUACGGCUACGGGCUAGGCAAAGUCAUCCGCUCGGAGGAUGCAAAUUACUCACCUGGAGAUGUUGUGCAUGGCUGGCUGUUCCACGAAGAGUACUCAGUCUACACCGGACCACUGCUUCCCGUCAUCCCCUUCCGCAAGAUCGAGGAUAUAGGCCUUCCGUGGACCCUGUACGUGGGAGUCCUCGGCAUGCCAGGUCAGACUGCAUAUCUGGGAUGGAAGGGCUACAGUAAAGCUAAACCUGGCGAGGUCGCUUUCGUCUCGACCGCCGCAGGCGCUGUCGGUUCGCUUGUUGUGCAGCUUGCGAAACGUGAUGGUCUGCGCGUAAUCGCGUCCUCCGGCUCCGACCACAAAGUUGCAUUCGCAUCAGAGUGUGGUGCUGAUGUCUCCUUCAACUAUAAGAAGGAACGGGUAUGGGAUGUUCUUGCGCGCGAGAAGGGGAUAGACGUCUAUUUCGACAACGUGGGUGGCGAGCAUCUUGACGCAGCGAUAGCGAGCGCCAACCGCUUCGCAAGAUUCAUCGAGAACGGGAUGCCUUCGCUGUACAACAAGGAGCCAUACACUCUUGAGAACUUUGGUAUGAUCACCGGCAAGGCGAUGACUCUACAGGGCCUUCUCCAUCAUGCCAUGCUUCCUCCGUUUGAGGACGAGUUCUACGCGACUAUGCCGCAACUCGUCAAAGAUGGCGCUAUAAAGUUUCGCGAAGAAGUAUCGCAGGGACUCGAGACAGUCAGCCGAGCGAUGUGCGACGUAGUCUCUGGUAGGAACUUCGCAAAGCGCGUGGUCGUGGUGGCAAACGAUUGA
Peniophora sp. CBMAI 1063 is the source of this 1011-nucleotide messenger RNA. The record is from the annotation of a GenBank genome assembly. NCBI's taxonomy places the organism in Eukaryota, Fungi, Basidiomycota, Agaricomycetes, Russulales, Peniophoraceae.